CGAACGGAAGCGGAAGUCGGGUGAGGUGGCGGUGGCGGAGGUAGUGGGAGCUCCGGUAACAUCCUGGGGCCGCACCGGGUCUCGAGGCCGGGGCCCGAGCUUGACGCCGGCCUGGUGGCAGCAGCGCCAGAGACUCAUGUAGUUAGGAAGAGCCGACUGUUAAAGAGACAAUGACUUCUCCAGAAAAAGUUGACGAUGCCUCCUCACCCAUCCGAGGACCUGGAGAUGGCAUGGAAACAGAGCAGCCAGCUGUAUCAGUGGAAGUCAGCACUGGAACCAACACUGUGAACCAUCACAUCCACCACAGCCCACAUAAAAAGACAGGCUCUUCCCUGAGUCCUGGAGUUCUGCAGCUAGGGAAAGUACAUGCUGAUAAGUCAGUGGAGAUUGAAGCUAUUCGUAUUUUAGUCCCCAAAGCAGCCAUCACCCAUGUUGUUCCAGCUAAGAAUGCUAAGGUAGCUAAAUCAGUGCUACAUAAAGGAGACGCGUUCCACCAGUCAGAGGGAGCUGUAGAUCCUAAGAAAGAACAGAUAGAGCUGAAAAAUGCAAUUGAAAAACUAAAGAAUUCAGAAAAGCGGUUGUUACAGGAUAAAGAAGGUCUCUCUAACCAGCUGCGUGUACAGACAGAGGUGAAUCGAGAGCUGAAGAAAUUACUUGUUGCUUCCGUUGGCAAUGAUCUACAGUAUCACUUUGAACGGAUGGCUCGUGAGAAAAAUCAGUUAAUCCUAGAAAAUGAAGUCCUGGGACGGAAUAUAUCUCAGUUAUCUGAACAAUUGGAGCGCAUGUCUAUACAGUGCGAUGUGUGGCGAAGCAAAUUCCUAGCGAGCAGGGUUAUGGCUGAUGAGCUAACCAAUACCAGAACAAUUCUUCAGCGUCAAACCAGGGAUGCACAAAGUGCAAUCCAGGACUUGCUGAAUGAACGCGAUCAGUUCCGUCAAGAGAUGAUUGAUACACAGAAGCUGCUGGAGGAGCUGAUGGUUUCUCUUCAGUGGGGGAGACAACAGACAUACUACCCUAGUGCCCAGCCUUACACUACAACAGAGCUAGCAGCUGUGAAUUGUAAGCUAGCCAAAGCUGUAAGCUCACGUCUUUUGGGAAAUGUUGGCACCAGCAGUCCAAAAAAAACUUCAGUAGCUGUGGAGUUGAGCAAUACCCCUGCUGAGAAAAUGGCUGAAAUGGUGCUACGUGUACUGGAUCCAGCUGCAUGUACAGAAACAUCAACUGAAGUUUCUUUUCCUGACACUUCUCCGUCCUCCUUCCUUUCCACAAAGAAGAGCAUUGGAAGGUUCCACCCUUAUACAAGAUACGAAGAUGUAACUUUCAAUUGUUGCAGUCACUGUCAAGGAGAGCUGAUAGUCGUUUAAAACACAGCCAAUCCAGCUGCACAUGCUCCGUUUCUAAAGGAUUACACUAGCUGAUGGUUCAGCAGGCUUCUCUUUUUUUCCUAUUUCUCCCCAUAAAGGGUGGAUUUAACAUUGGAAAUUAUGCACUUUCUGCUUCGCUGCCUCUUAAAGUUAAGAACUAACAGGAUUUCCUUGGCUUCAGGGAUACCUCUACUACUUUUCAGUGUCGAAAGCUACUUAUUUUCUUCUACAAAGACCAAAAAUGUUAUGCUGGUCCAGUCUGUAAAGCAUGGAGAUGCCCUUGACUGUUUAAGUUUACUGUUCUAUUAGCAGAUCUCAAUUAAUUUCUUUUUAGAGGGAGACAGAAGCAUAGCUACGCCAAAGUAAAUGAAGUGCUGGUAGGCUUGGUUUACAAAACAAAAAGCAAUGGAAAAUGG
This is a messenger RNA of Cuculus canorus (common cuckoo), 1780 nucleotides long. It is a transcript of the gene BLZF1, whose product is annotated as basic leucine zipper nuclear factor 1. Lineage: Eukaryota; Metazoa; Chordata; Aves; Cuculiformes; Cuculidae. The transcript has 7 exons. Gene Ontology annotation, biological process: Golgi organization; Golgi to plasma membrane protein transport. Gene Ontology annotation, cellular component: Golgi membrane. The record is from RefSeq and is a predicted model, not a curated record. Bases 171 to 1364 code for a protein of 397 amino acids.